Suillus fuscotomentosus is the source of this 1547-nucleotide messenger RNA. RefSeq lists its product as uncharacterized. The record is from RefSeq and is a predicted model, not a curated record. Gene Ontology annotation, cellular component: nucleus; ribonucleoprotein complex; cytoplasm. The transcript is spliced from 6 exons. Gene Ontology annotation, molecular function: zinc ion binding; mRNA binding. Bases 41 to 1168 code for a protein of 375 amino acids. NCBI's taxonomy places the organism in Eukaryota, Fungi, Basidiomycota, Agaricomycetes, Boletales, Suillaceae.
GAAAUCUUUUUCAGAAUAUUUUUGCACCAAUACCUCCAAGAUGGCUGCAUCACCGCUAGCAGCACAAGACACCAAUGACAAAUGGGGUUUCGGUGAAGACCCAGAUAACAUGGGACCUAUGUCCAGCGCCGACCCCCUCGUCGACGACGCGCCUCUGGCAGCAGACGAAACGACUUCCGGGCAAAUGGCCAGCGGCUCUGGUCAUAAACGUACCUCCAGCGGUGACAACGGCGUUUCUGGCAGCAAAACCGACUCCGGUCGCGAAAAGUUAUCCAAGCCGAACAAAGUAUACAUUGGCGGUUUACCAGACCAUACACGCCAAGAGGACCUCCAAAGUUGUUUUGGAAAGAUCGGAAGGAUCACACACAUCGAGUUGAAAAUCGGAUAUGGUUUUGUCGAAUUCGACAGCCGCGAAGCUGCCGAAGAAAGUGUUGCCAAGUACAACGAAGGGUACUUUAUGGGCAACAAAAUACGAGUGGAACUUUCCCACGGUCGCGGGCGCGCUACUAGGCGCUCUGAUGAUCCCGGCGCUUGCUUCAGAUGCGGUGAAACUGGCCAUUGGGCCAGGGAAUGCCCUCGUUUGCAAUCGCGUCCUCCUAGGGGUUCUUCUCACGAAGUGGGGUUGAUUGAACGAUUACCACCUAGGGAUUACUUACCUCCUAGAGAUUUUGGUCCCCCGGCACGGUAUCCACCUCCACAGGAUGCGAGGUAUUAUGAUUAUCCGCCGCCACCUCCUAGCAGAGAUUUCCGACGUCCCGUCUCGCCUAUAAGGGAUCAAAGAGAUUUUCUUACGGGGCCGUCUCCACGUCCGCGCGAUUAUGAUGAUUAUAGAUUGAGGGGACCUCCGCCGCCACCUCCUGCCCGGUAUGAUCGCCCAUAUGACAGAGAUUUGCCACCGAGAGGCUAUCCUCCACCAAGGGACUUUGAUCGGUAUGAAAGGCGUCCCCCACCAGAUGAUAGGUACCCUCCCACGAAUUCCAGGCCAAGGACACCUCCUGGUCCCCCUCCUCGCCGCGAUGACUACGAUAGACCACUCCGGUAUGGCGCGACUUCUUGUAUUGUGGUUGAAGUCUCAUUAUCUCCAAGGGAUUACAUUCCUAGGCCACUUACACCGCCCUUACGCCAACCGGACUACCCUCGUUCUCCUGAGCCGCCUCGCUAUCGGUGAGUCCUUUGUUGCAUCAUGUUUUCAUGAUUCCUCAUGCAACUGGAAGUCGCCGCUCAUUGAGUCCUCCGCCCCGCUCUGCGCAUUACGAUGCCUACCCUGGCGGCAAUGGAUACUCUGGCGACAGGUCUGGUCCUCCGAGGGACGACAAGCGUGUCAGAGACUAUCCCUCUCGCCGUGACCCGGAAAUUGCCUAUAGGAGAGCCUGACAUGUCUUUUUUCUUGUCGUUAAAAGUUAUCUAUAUCAUUUCUUGUUUUGUAUAUCUUUUAUAUGCUUACAUGUAGCUUUCUUUCUUGUUUGUCUCUUUCCAUUCGUCACUACGCCUGCUUUGUUUGCAUAUUAGCAGAUACAAACUCAUAUUGGCUUGGAUUCUAAUAGUGA